AGGAGCGGGAGCAGCAGGAGCCUGGACGGGAGCAGCGGCGGCUGCGGCGGCGGCGGCGGGAGCAGCAGCAGCAACAGCAGCAGCAGGAGCCUCCUCCUCCUUCUUCUCCUCCUCUUUGGGCUCCUGAGCAGGCGCGGCAAGGACUAUUGGCGAAACCUCUACUGGCGGGGCGGCGGCGGCAGCAGCAGCAGGAGCAGUCGCGGGGAGUUCCGCACUCUGCGCAUCGAUGGGAGCAGCGGCUGGGGCGGCGGGAGUCUCUUCUGUAACAGCCUCAGCAGCGGCCGCGGCGGGUGCUGCCUCAGCAGCUGCGGCGGCCUCCACAGCGGGCUCCUCGGUCUUCUUGGACUUCUUCUUCCUGCCCAAAAGGCUACGCCCGAGGCGCUUCAGGAGGUUCAUGGCAUUCGGGGGAACUCCAGGCAUCUUGACUGUGGUGUGUUGUAAAAGGGGUGUUGUGUUGAGGUACGGUAUUAAGAGUCGCAAGUGGUGGUGGUGUUGCCGGUGAAGAAGACGAAGUGAAGAAGUGUGAAGAGGAGGAAGGUGAAGGCAAGGAAUGUGAAGAAACAAGAAUAAGAACAAGAACUGGAGACAAGAAGACAGGAAGAAGUAGGGAAGGGGUGGGUGUGUGUGUGGUUUAUUUGAGGGGGGUGUGAGAGCGAACGCUGGGAGAUUUGGAGAACGAGAUGGGAUUGGCUUUUGCAGGGAUGAUUGCACUAACAGCUACCUGGGAGGCGAAGCACCAAUCGGGGGAGGGUCC
Messenger RNA from Tricharina praecox, 754 nucleotides. RefSeq lists its product as uncharacterized. The transcript has 3 exons. NCBI's taxonomy places the organism in Eukaryota, Fungi, Ascomycota, Pezizomycetes, Pezizales, Pyronemataceae. The coding region runs from base 227 to 502 and encodes 91 amino acids. The record is from RefSeq and is a predicted model, not a curated record.